AUACAUUGGUCGUCGCGUGUGGUCAGAGUCAGAAUCAGAAUCAGCUCGUAUCACUAUCAGAGGCAUCUUCGACAACAAUUAAAACGAUUAAUUAAACAAAUAUUGGGAAUAAAGAAUCACUGCAACAAGCCAUUGUUUCGUUGCUGAAAUGCUAAUGGCAAUUGCCACGGAAAAGUUUUUUCGAAGCAUGUCAUAAUUAGGGAAAAAUCUCAAGCGUAUAUUGUUGUGGCGUCGUUUUUCCGAUAUUUAAGCAUCGUUGCUAAUCGGUUUAAGGUUCAGUUGGGCCCAUCGAAUACGUGUGGCGUUCAGGCAAAAAAUAUUACGCACAGAGAGACAGACAAGCAGCAAAGCAAAUAAGAAGAGAACGUUUUGUGUCUCUCGUUUUUUGUUUUCUUCGUUUUUUGUUGAGAGACAAAAAAUUGUAAUUGUAAUCUUUUGAGAUGUUUUCACUUAAAUAUGUCGCAUUUUUGUUGGCUGCCUUAGUUGUGCAUCAUCCAACGUUGGGGAAAGCAAACGAACAAACAGAAGAAAUGAGUUCAGUAGCCAUUGACAAUGAAUGGUGGAAGACUGCCGUGUUUUAUCAAAUCUAUCCCCGUUCAUUUAUGGACAGCAAUGAUGAUGGCAUUGGAGAUUUGGGAGGUGUUUUAGCAAAGCUUAGCUAUCUGGCUGACACUGGCAUUACCGCCACCUGGUUGAGCCCCAUCUUUCAAUCACCCAUGGUAGAUUUCGGCUAUGACAUCUCCAACUUUAAGGCCAUACAUGAAGAGUACGGAACUAUGGAGGAUUUUGAAGCAUUGAUCGAAGAAGCCAAUCGUUUGAAUAUAAAAUUAAUAUUGGAUUUUGUGCCCAAUCAUACCUCGGAUCAGUGUGAGUGGUUCAAAAAGUCAGCGGCCAGAGUAGAGGGUUAUGAGGACUUUUAUGUCUGGCACGAUGGAAAAGUUAAUGAAAGUGGCGAAAGAGAACCUCCGAAUAACUGGGCAUCUGUUUUUUAUGGAUCUGCUUGGACCUGGCAUCCUGAACGGGAGCAAUUCUAUUUGCAUCAAUUCACCGCCGAGCAGCCAGAUCUGAACUAUCGCAACCCCAAGGUGGUAGAGGCCAUGGAUGAUGUCAUAACCUUUUGGCUGGACAAAGGUGUAAGCGGAUUUCGUGUGGAUGCAGUCAAUCAUCUCUUUGAGGAUCCUGAACUAAGAGAUGAGCCGCCAAGUGGAAAAACUGACGAUAAGCUAUCACAUCUUUAUGCUGACCACAUUUAUACAUUGGAUUGGCCGGAGGUUUAUGAGCUGAUGCAUCAUUGGCGUUAUCUACUGGAGGAUUAUACCGAGAGACAUGGAGGGCCAGCUCGCAUUAUGAUGUCUGAGGCCUAUGCUGAUGUGAAAUUAAUAAUGGAAUACUAUGAAAAUGACAAGGGUAUCAAAGGACCUCAUUUUCCCUUUAAUUUCUUUAUGCUUAGCGACCUUAAUGACAAGUCGGAUGCCCGAGAUUAUGUCUUCACCAUACAGAAAUGGCUGGCAUAUAUGCCGCGUAAUCAUACAGCCAAUUGGGUAAUGGGAAAUCAUGAUAAUCCUCGCACAGCCUCAAGGCUGGGGGCGGCCAGUGUGGAUGCCAUUAAUAUGUUGGUCAUGACAUUGCCAGGAGUAGCCGUUACAUACAAUGGUGAGGAAAUUGGUAUGCAAGAUUUUCGUGAUAUAAGCUGGGAGGAUACAGUUGAUCCUCCAGCACGCAAUGUGGGUCCUGAAAAUUACAAAGAGGUUUCCAGGGAUCCAGAGCGUACUCCAUUUCAAUGGAGCGGAGAGAAAAACGCAGGAUUUUCCAAUGCCGAUAAGACCUGGUUACCUGUGCAUCCUAAUUACCAAGAACUCAAUUUGGAGCUGCAAAUGUCUAUGGAGAAGAGCCAUUAUAGCGUCUACAAGGAAUUGCUGCAGCUACGAAAAAAUCCCGUCUUGCAACAAGGGCGCACCACAGUGGAAGCUGUUAAUCGUCAUGUUUUUGUUGUCAUGAGACACCUGAAGGGUCAUCCAUCUGUUAUGACUAUCGUCAACACCAGUGGCCAAGAGCAAAUGGUCGAUUUGCAGCAUGUGCUGGAUGAGAUUCAACAACUAACUGUCCUUGUGUCUGGCACCAACACCAUCUAUGACAAAGGAGCUGUAAUUCUCCAUGAAGAUCUUGUAAAUUUCAUACUGACUCCGCAGGAAGCUGUUGUUUGCAUGAUUGAAUAAUAACCAGCCAUAGCCUUCGUUUGCUUGCUUGCUUCCCUUGCGCAACUAGGAGAAGACUCACGCACACACACACACACACACACACAUCUGUGGCAGAAUAUUAGCACACGAACAUAAAUUAACAACCGCUUCCGUUUGGUGUUUGGCGCAUUUACACACACACACGCACACACUCAUACAUACCUAAGCAUAAGUCAAACACUUAUUUUCUGUAAUAAAAACUAAUUUUCGCUGAAA
Messenger RNA from Stomoxys calcitrans (stable fly), 2453 nucleotides. RefSeq names its product maltase 2. NCBI's taxonomy places the organism in Eukaryota, Metazoa, Arthropoda, Insecta, Diptera, Muscidae. The record is from RefSeq and is a predicted model, not a curated record. The transcript is spliced from 8 exons. Bases 441 to 2216 code for a protein of 591 amino acids. Gene Ontology annotation, biological process: carbohydrate metabolic process.